Chara braunii is the source of this 4468-nucleotide messenger RNA. The record is from the annotation of a GenBank genome assembly. NCBI's taxonomy places the organism in Eukaryota, Viridiplantae, Streptophyta, Charophyceae, Charales, Characeae.
GCGGCGGAUUUUGCCCGAGGAGAUCGUCUCGGGAAGAGGUUGGACGUGCAAGUGCAUGUGCAUAGGCAGCAUAGGUGAUUCGGAAAAGGCUGACUGCCACUAGAACUAGUGGCACGGACCUGGAACAAGUGGCACGGAUACGGAACAAGUGGCACGGACCAGGAAUACAAGUGGCACGGACCAGGAAUACAAGUUGCACGGACCUGGAACGAGUGGCACGGACCUGGAACAAGUGGCACGGACCUGGACCAAGUGGCACGGACCAGGAAUACAAGUUGCACGGGCCUGGAACGAGUGGCACGGACCUGGAACAAGUGGCACGGAUCCGGAACAAGUGGAAGGGACCUGGAACAAGUGGCACGGACACCUUGGGCUACAGUCUGUCUGCGGCAUUAGGAGCACAGCAACAGGAACCUGAGCCACCAGUUUUGGUUCAUUUGGCUUUUAUCACCCCUUUUCUUCGCUGUCGCUUUUUUUCUUCCUUUCCCUGCCCUGCCUUUUCCUUUCUUUUCAUUGCCUAUUUGCUUCACCGUUUCAUUCUCCUCCUUGUCCUAAAACACAUUGUCUUGUAUGUCCGAUGUCCUCUUGCUCUAUUUCCUUCAUAACUCUUCUUUUCAUUAGAUGAAAAACAGGGGUGGAAAUUGAUGGAGGAUGCUUUGAGGAGGUCAGCCAUUUGGAAUCGGUAUUGUGCAAUAGGCCGUCUUUGCAUCCAUGUGUUGUGGUUCUUGCUCAGAGAGUUUCAGUGACGUUUGAUGGAAACCUGAUGGUGGUAGUAGUUUCAGGCAUGACCUUGAAGACCUUACAUAAAUUCCUCAUUCAGGUAAUGUGAAUGUGUGAAUGUGAGGUUAUCGCGAUGCUUCACUACUCUGCGUGCAGCUGAGUGUCUGUACGAAACUCAACGUGCACAGAUAGGUGGGCGGACUUCUCUCUCUCUCUCUCUCUCUGUGCACAGAUAACGUCCUCCGCAGGUUCCUGAGUUCUGGUGGAACCCGCUGUACACAUAGCUGUCUACAGCGUGCCCAAGGUAGACAACCGCGUCUUCUUCUACAAGUUCACAAGUUUGCGUGGUAGUGGAAGUGGGACCGGAAGUGUAUCGACAUGUUUGGGGCACCGGCGAACCCCUUCGGGGGUCAGCCUUCGUCAAGCCCUUUCGGCUUGAGUAGCACGUCCAGUGCAUUUGGUGCAAGUAAUUCAGCCAAUCCGUUUGCUCAGCCUGCGAAUCCGUUUGCACCGAAACCAUUUGGUUCCUCAACUGGUCUUUUUGGUGGAACAGCAACUGGUGUGUUUGGUGCUGCAUCGCAACCCGCAUUUGGGUCGACACCGGCUUUUGGGUCCUCUGCACCAGCUUUUGGUACAACGCCGUCUUCGCCGUUUGGUGCAAACAAUGCUUUCGGGCAGAAGCCUGCAACACCUUUCGGCACCUUUGGUGCCUCGCCGGGCCAGGCCAAUCCCUUUGGGACCACAACUUUUGGCCAGGCACAGCCCAGUCAACCUGCCUUUGGUGCGACGACAACCCCAGCAUUCGGUGGUACACCGGCUUUUGGCGCAACGUCAGCGCCUGCGUUUGGAGGUACAUCAACUCCUGCGUUUGGUGCAACCACGGCUCCUGUGUUUGGGGUAACGACUACCCCGGCAUUUGGGGCAGGGGCUUCGGCACCAGCAUUUGGUGCAGGACAGCCAGCCAGCACACCUGCGUUUGGCAGUACGAGCUUCGGAGCAACGGGGGCGUUUGGACAGCAGCAGCAGCAACAGCAGCAGCAGCAGCAGCAGCAACAGCGAGGCAGUCGUGUGACCCCUUAUCAGGCGACCAGCGAUCCCGACUCGCCUGCCGGGCAACCGGGAAAGUUCAUCUCGAUUUCGGCGAUGCCAGCUUACAAAAACAAGAGCGUUGAGGAGCUGAGGUGGGAGGAUUAUCAACAGAACGACAAAGGUGGGCCUGCACCAGCCGGUCAGGCACGCCCAGCAGGUUCGAUCUUUGGGGCGCCACCCCAGUCCAACCCAUUUGGUGGUGCGACCACAUUCGGAAGCACUACCCCAAAUCCGAACCCCUUCGGUGUGGCAUCUUCUCCGAAUCCAUUUGCAUCCUCAACCCCAGCCUUUGGCUCCACUACGACCCCAGCGUUUGGUGCAACUGCAACCUCUUCACCGGCCUUUGGCUCAACUUCGUCAUCGCUUUUUGGUGCACCAGCAGCUUUCGGGAGCACCGGGCAGCAAUCGAGUCCCGCAUUUGGUUUGCAGCCAUCGACUUCGGUCUUUGGGUCAGCACCAGCCAGCACCCCAGCCUUCGGCUCAACGAGCGUGUUUGGUUCAACCAGUGGCAGCACACUUGGGUCGGGCUUGUUUGGUGCCACAAGCAGUGCAUUUGGGAGCACAGGUGGAGCGUUUGGGGCGGGGCUGGCUUCGUCUACCCCUGCAUUUGGGAGUGUGACGCCUUCGCCAGCAUUCGGUUCGUCCACUCCUGCUUUCGGUACCACCACCAGUCUCUUUGGGAGCACUCCAUCUCCCUUCGGGGUUUCCACCUCUGCUUUUGGGCAAUCCUCAACUCCUGCCUUCGGAUCCACGCCUACACCGUUUGGCCAGACUUCAGCAAGCACGUCGGCAUUUGGCAGCACCAGUCUUUUUGGAAACGCCUCCUCGGCUUUCAACUUCAGUCAAACGCGACCUGCGGGAUUGACAGCGUCAACACCAGCGGCGUCACCCUCGCCGUUUGGCAGUUUCACCAACCCAGCCACGAACACUGGCUUUGGGUUCAAUACACAGCCACAGGGGACAGCAGGGCUUCUAGGAAGCACAGCCCCAUUGCUGUUACAGCAGCCGGUUCUGCAGCCUCAGCAGCCUCAGCAACCGGGAUUGAUGGGGCAGCAGGUCGGCAUAUUUCCGACGCCUGUGGCGAAUCCUUUUGGCUACAUGCCAGCAGUACCACAAGUGAAUGUGGGAAGGUCAUGGAGCACGACCCCUAACAAAGGGCAGUCGGGAAUUGCGAGCAUGCCGCUGUCGGAAAAGCCUGUGCAGACUCGAGGCACAUCGUUGUUGACACCGAGACACAUCACCCCGCGGUCGAGGGUGCGGAUGCACGCAAGGAGAUACCAGCCUCAGAGUGGCAGCGCAAGGGUGUCUUUCCUGAGCGAUGGCGAAGAGGUACCCACGACGCCACGGGCUGAUGUGCUGUUCGUUCCCAGGGAAAAUCCGCGCGCGCUAUUCAUUCGGCAGCCCGAUCAGUCAGCAACUGUGGGAACGCCAUCCAGAACGGUGGGUUUGAGCAGCCGAACCAUCGCUUCACCUGCAGAGAAUGGGAGAUGUACCUCGCCUCCGGCUGACGUCUUUGGUGAUAGUGCUGAGACAAGAGCUGUGAGGACGGAAAUGCAGAUGCCAGCGACUCAGUCAUCGCCUCCUCGCACAAUGCCUGGGGUACCGUAUAUGAAUGGCUCCGACCCCAGGGAGCUUGAUGUGAGAUCACGCGAGCAGGUGGUUAUCGGGGAGAGGGGAGGUGGUAGAACAGCUUCCGCCACAAAGCUUACGUCCGGAACGCCGGACGAGAGAACAGGAAACGGCCAUGCUUCUCAUCUGUUUGCUGCAGACCAUGAGGAGGAUGGUAUUUCUGCGGGGAAGCGUGGCACAGAUAUUGAGGCCCUCUUGCCCAAACUGCAACAUCCAGAGUACUACACAGAGCCGAAAGUUCAAGAGCUGGCCGCAAAGGAGCGUGCGAGCCCAGGGUACACUUCUCGUGUGAAGGACUUCGUCGUUGGUCGCAGGGGUUAUGGGUCUGUAAGAUUUUUGGGUGAGACAGACGUUAGGGGACUGGACCUGGAGGGCAUUGUGCGGUUCAACAAGUGCGAGGUCUUGGUGUACAUGGACGAAAGCAAGAAGCCUCCCGUCGGCAAGGGGCUGAAUAAACCCGCAGAGGUCACACUUCUGAAUGUCAAAUGCAUUGACAAGAAGAGUGGGCAGGUGCUGGAAGGUCCUGAGGUGGAGAAGUUUGAGAGGAAGCUGAAGAGGAAGACCGAGGAGCAGGGUGCCGAAUUUGUAAAGUAUGAUGCCUCCAAAGGGGAAUGGGUGUUCAGGGUGAAACACUUCAGCCAGUAUGGGUGGGUGGACGUUUUGGAUGAAGCUGACGAAGAUGUGUGAUUGGUUCUCUGGAAAGGGAGUGAGCAAAAUUCUGUUCUCCUGGACCUUGAUGCCUGCGGAAAAUGGAGAUGACGCAGUGGAUAUCUGCUGUACGCGUCUGGCACAGAGGGCUCCGGAGAGAAUGAGGAGGUGUCGAUUAUGAAAGCCGGACAGAUGUCGUAUGCUAUUCGUAGGAAUUAGGAGACCUCACUGGUUGGACACCUCGGUGCAUAACCUGCUUGACAUGUACUGAUCAGGAGGAUAAACUACAAAAGGGUGCUUUUGGGUGGGCACAUGGUUGUGGUUCUGGUUUGGGAGAACUUGUGGGGAGGCGCUUUUGAGUGAGUAAAGUUUUGUCUUCCUC